This is a messenger RNA of Blepharisma stoltei, 1419 nucleotides long. The record is from the annotation of a GenBank genome assembly. Lineage: Eukaryota; Ciliophora; Heterotrichea; Heterotrichida; Blepharismidae.
AUGAGUGGGUUCAAAAGGUCAGACUUGGAAGCCAUGACUGUUGAACAGCUGAGUCAAAUGCUGGAAGACUUACUCCCCCCUCUGUGAGUGAACAAAAAAUUUUGCUCACUAACGGAGGGGUUAAUUUUUUUUUUUUAAAAAAAAUUUAUAUAUAAAUUUUAUAAAAAAAAAUUUUUUUUUAGAGAAAUUUAAAAAAAAUCCUAAUUCGCAAAAAUUGGAAAGCAAAUAUUAAUUUAAUUUAUAAAAUUUAUGUUUUAAAAAGCAAUUCGUUUAAAAUUAAACAGAAUUAGCUCUAGAUUUCAUUAUUCUAAUUAUCAUUUAUAUAUCAAAAUUUUUUUCCAUAAAAAAUUUUUGUUCACGGAGGGUGGGUUUUUGGGCAAAAAAUAGCGAUUUUUCUAAUGGUUUUGUUCACUCACGGAGGGGGGGGAGUUAGAAAAAGACAACGAGACCAUACGAAGGGAAAACAAGCUCUUCGAAAGCUACAUAAACAACAACAAGAAAAACGAACCCAUUGAAACUGAAGAAGAAACCAAAGAAGUCGACAAAAGCAGGAAGCGCCGAAAAGGCGGCCAGCAGCAGAUACAAGAGGUCCGCACCUUAUCGCUUCAGGAGAAGUAUGACAUUGCAACUGGAGAGCUGGAAGAACUUAAGAAGAAAAUCCAAGAAGGCCAAAAGAAAAGUGAAGAACUGCUGGAGUGGCUGAAAGCGGUGCUUGAUGAAAUUGAUAUGAAUAUUGCAGAAAUUAAGCGAGAAGCCCAUGAGUUCAAGCGUGAUAUAGUCUUGGGCUCUGAAAAUUCAAGAACUGGGAAAAUCGUCGCAGAAAGACUUAUAAAGUAUAUUGAAGAAAAACUCAGACAAAAAGAUAUGCUUAUUGAAAAAUUCCAGCUUCAGAAUCAGCAGCUUGAUAGGAAUAUUAAGAAAGAAAAAGCAAAAAUCGCGAAAAAAGAGCAGGCAAGUGAUGAUUUACAGUUUAUUGACUUCCAUCAGCUUCAAAUAGAAAAUAAAAAGCUUGUGAGAGAUAUUGAUGACAGAAAUAAACAACUGCUAUCUUUGAAGGUCACUUCUGGAAAAUGCACGCUGAGACUAACCAAUGUAAAAGAAACUUUGCAAAGGGAAGAAAAAAAGCUUGAGAUGCUGAAACAAGAAAUAACUGACGCUGACUCACAGAUUAAAGUCAACACGAAAAGUAUCCAAAAAGUGAAAAAGACAGUGAAAUUUAUUGGAGAAAAGCAGAGAAAAUUGCAGUUACAGAAAAAUGAUCUGGAUAGUCUUCCAAGUGUGUCUGAUUAUAUAGACUUGAAAGGGGAAGAAGACAAAUUGCUGCUGCAGGUAAAGACUUUGGAAAGAAAAAUAGCUAUCGCAAAGCCAAAUUAUGAAAAAGCUAUGAAAAAAAUAGAAAUAGGUCAGGCUAAUUCUUAA